This is a messenger RNA of Cladocopium goreaui, 1031 nucleotides long. Lineage: Eukaryota; Dinophyceae; Suessiales; Symbiodiniaceae. The record is from the annotation of a GenBank genome assembly.
GCGUGGUGGAAUCCAUCGACCACUUCGACGGUUUCGCCUUGGUCAACAUGGCCAUACGUCGAGCCAUCGAAGGUCGUAAGGACCGGUUGAUGCCAAUCAUUUGCAUCCUUACCUUUUUCUUGAGCUCAAUCAUUGACAAUCUCACCUCGACCAUUGUCGCCGUAAAGAUCUUGCGGCGCCUGGCUCCAGAGAACCAGGAGUAUCGUCAGCUGUGUGGUGGUCUUGCAGUCAUUGCUGCCAACGCUGGAGGUGCCUGGAGUCCCAUCGGAGACGUGACGACCACCAUGCUGUGGAUCUCGGAUCGAAUUUCUGCCACGAAAACGGUGCUAUGGCUCUUCUUCCCGUCCUUGGUGGCAGGCGUUCUGCCCCUCUGGUUCUUAAGGUGUCGGGCUAGGCGCUUGGACUCCCAAACUCACAAGGAGUCCCAAAGGCACAAGGCCAAGGACAAGAAGGGGCCAAAUUGGGAACAGGAACCCCUGAAAGAGGACAUUGACGCCGAGGAGAAGGAACCAAUCACUCGAAAAAAGAUCACUGCGCUGAUCUUUGGGGUGUUCUGCAUCCUCAUGGUACCUGGCCUGAAGAUGGGCUGCGGCUUACCGCCGUAUUUGGGCAUGCUUUUAGCCUUGGGCCUUAUGUGGCUCCUCACUGACGUUUUGCAGAUGCAGGGCGCCCACGAAGAGGAGGUGGACAGUGAAGGCAUUGAUUCGAGCACGAAACAGCUGAUCAACAUGUUACACCAAGCUGAAAUUGAGAUCAAGGACAAGGAGAAGGCCCUUGAGAUCAAGGACAAGGAGAAGGAGAAGGCCCUUUUGAAGAAGGACCUGGCCCAGCUGGAGAAGGAUAUUCACUAUCCAGAGCUCAAGAGGACAGGCUUUCUAUGCGGUGGGAAACAACCGCUUGGUGCAGCAGUCGCAGUGGCGCUCUGUGAGCUACAGGCAAAAAAGGCGCUUGACAUGAACAUUACAUACGUGGAUGGGAAGUUCAAAGAAGGUGCUUUGCUGAGUGCUGGCUUGGUGCUGCCGAUAGUAUAG